CUUGCUGAAAGCCACAUCCCUUAGACGGCUUCGGGCACCACCAUGCCAGCUCAGCAGAAGAAAAUCAUCUUUUGCGUAGCUGGGGUGCUGAGCCUUGCCUGCGCGCUGGGGACGGCAGCAGCCAUCGGCACGCAGCUCUGGGUCAAGGGGACGAUCCUCUGCAAGACUGGAGCCCUGCUCGUCAACGCCACCGGCCAGGAGCUGGAGAAGUUUAUUGGCAAAAUCCAGUACGGGCUUUUCUACGGCGAACGCGUGAGACAGUGCGGGCUCGGGGGGAGACCUUUCCAGUUUUCAUUUUUUCCAGACUUGCUCAAAAUUAUCCCCGCAAGUAUCCACGUCAGUGUCAUUCUCUUCUGUACAGUACUGAUCAUCUUUGCUCUGGUGGGAGCAGGUUUCUUCAUGUUCAAUGCUUUUGGCAGCCCUUACGAAACCCUGCACGGUCCUGUUGGGUUGUACCUCUGGAGCUUCAUCACCUGUUGCUGCGGUUGCCUCAUCAUGAUCCUCUUCUCUUCAGAGGUGAAGAUCCAUCACCUUUCAGAGAAAAUCGCUAAUUUCAAAGAGGGAAGUUUUGCGUUCAAGAUUCACAGUGAACAGUUUGCAAAUUCAUUCUGGGUUGUCCUGGUUUGCUCCCUGGUGCAGUUCCUGAAUGCCUUGUUGAUACGAUUUGCUGGAUUUGAAUUUCCCUUUUCAAAGCCAAAAGGUUCAGAGACAACCACUGGAGCAGUUGACCUGAUGUACUAAAAUUACACAGUUUAAGAACAUUUCAAGUAAAGAGGUUCACCGCUACCUUCAUUCAACAACCACCAGGUGUACUAACCUCGUGCAUGACCCUCUCUGAAGGAGUUUAAAAGAAGCAAAGGUUUCAAGUAAAUGUCAAUAUGGCACAUGCAGUAAAGAAAAGAAGACAUGCUAUUUAGUAAAGUCUUUAUCAAAAUGCCCUCUCUUUCUCAGAGUAAGGUCUUAUGAAGACACUUUCCCAGCGAGUUAUUUGAAAAGUAGCUAGCAUGAAGCAAACCAGGAACAUCAAUGGCUUUGAACCACAUCUAGAAAGUGAAAUAAAUAGGUUGCAAUAUAGGCACACACUAUCACCAGCAGCGGUUUUGCCCUCUAGCUCUUGUGGGGGGAGGAUGCAGUUGUUACCGCAUCAGGGUGGCAGAGAACAAGGAUGCUGAGUAAAUCUACAGACAUCAGACAUGAGAAAAGACAGCGUACAGGCUUUGCUCAGAACGCCAGGUUCCAUCUCAAAAGCACAAUGCUCAGAAGGACACAAUGCUAGUGCUUGCAGGAUAAAACCCAAACACCUGAACCCACCUGUAAUGCUUUAACUGAGCCCCACAUGCAUUGCAAUGCCAUCACUUUUGCCCAUAAGGUUCUCUCUUGGGUUUGUUAGUUUUAACAAACCAAACUAACUUUUUGACCCUGAAGUCCUGAAAGCCCUCCCUGUGUGAUCACUGUAGCUGGGGGCUUCAAAAUCUUGGUUAAAAAGCUGCACUCUGCAAAGCAAAACAUAGAGGAGAUGAAGGUGCUCCCUCCUGCUUGGCAGCCUGCCUUGGUGCUGCUGAACAACCCCUCUGCAAGGCACCAAGGCAAAGAGAUGGGACCGAGCACCCUUCACGGAGCACUACACCUUCCCAACACCUCACAAGUGGGAGCAUGAGGAAUCCUGCUCAGAAAACAGCCCUGCAAACUCUCACUAACAAACGAAGUCAAACCCUUUGGCAAAGGGCAGCAAUGGAAUAACAUGACAGACAGGCUUGUUGCAGCUCAUCAGAGACCGAGGAAGAAAUACAAGAUGUUCUCUACCUCAAGGCGUGGAGAAAGCCAGAACAGACAAAUGCAGCAGCCCUCACACCCUGAGACUCCCACAAGAUGGUUAAAGCCAGCAGAUCACUCACCCUGGGUACAGCUGUACCAGCCCAAGGAUGCGCAGGCACAUCAAAAGAGCCUUACGACUCCAAAUGCCUUCUUCAUGGCAUUCCAUGAGUGCCUUGGAGAUGAGAAGCUCCUUGCAGGACACCGAGACAGCAUUCAAAGCAAACCCAAGAGCAGCUGCCCAGGGGCCAUUUAUCUGCUGGGGCUGCAGCCUGAUGCCACCCAGCUGCAGGGGAGGCGUGAACCCACCCAGCACCCCAGGUGACCCGUGGUGGUCAUCAGGCCCAGGAACCUGCUCGGAUUUGCCUCAGAAAACUGGAUGUUUCAAGCUCCAGCAGCUUCAGAUGACCUCACUGACUUUCAUGUCAUUUUUUUUUUAUACUUUUACUAUGAAUGGCAAAACUUUUCCAGGCUAUUUUGUAAAAGGAUUGUCAUCUCAGCCCCUACGCCACAAACCCUUUGACCAAGCAGCUCUGCCUGCCCACGCUGUAGCCUGUAUCCCCAGAUUUGGACCGUGUCUAAGGGCUUCUGCAAGUUGCCACAACCCCCAACUUUUUUUCCCCAUCAUUUUCUUCUUAAUUAAAAUGCAUAUUCUUCUUGUGGUUAAUAGAUCUGCUUAAUGCAUAAUUUGUAUGACAUCUUGUGGUAUUGUUUACAGUAAAUAAUGAAAAGUAACGUUUCAUCCUUCUUGUUCCUGAUGUUUCAGGAAGCUGCUCUGCCCUGCAGCUUCAUGGAAGCUUUGGCAAGCGGCAACGUACAGGGCCAGCCGUACAGGCUCUUCCCAUGUGUGAACCUUUCUCAGAGCGGUUCUUGCCGGCCUUGAACCAUAUGUGUAAAAUACAGAGUUGCAAAGACCCACCUCAUCACAAAAGAGAAACCCUUUCCCACCUCUUUUGUAUCAGUAUGUACCCUGUCGGUCGCUUGUAAUCCAUGAGCAUCAGCUGAAGU
Cuculus canorus (common cuckoo) is the source of this 2820-nucleotide messenger RNA. RefSeq names its product clarin 1 (gene CLRN1). The record is from RefSeq and is a predicted model, not a curated record. Gene Ontology annotation, biological process: equilibrioception; sensory perception of sound. The transcript is spliced from 3 exons. Lineage: Eukaryota; Metazoa; Chordata; Aves; Cuculiformes; Cuculidae. The coding region runs from base 43 to 741 and encodes 232 amino acids.